AUGUCUUCAGGAAUUGCUUUCUCCAAUGGCCACACCUGGAAACAGCAGCGACACAUUGGCAUCACUGCUCUGUGGAAGCUGGGCCUGGGGAAGAAAAGCAUUGAGCAUCAAAUAGAAGAUGGAGCUCAGACAUUGGUGGAGAUAUUUAGACAGACAAAGGGGCAGCCAUUUGACCCAUCACUUCCAGUAAUAAAUGCAGUUUCUAAUGUCAUCUGUGCUUUGAGUUUUGGACAUCAGUUUGCUCCUGACGAUGAAAACUUCCAGAAGUUAAUUAAAGCCCUCGAAACUCUUGUGAAAUUCACUGGUAGCGUUUUUCAUGCGUUGUUUCUUGCGUUCCCACGAUUAAUGAGCUACCUCCCAGGCCUUCACAAGGAGGCCUUGGCUUCCAUGGAGGAGAUCAUUUCCUUUGCAAAGCAGGAAAUAGAAAAGCACAAGAAAUCCAGCGCUCUGCAUGAGCCACAAGAUUUCAUUGAUUACUAUCUUCUUCAGAUUGACAAGAGCAGGAAUGACCCCAAAUCUACCUACGGAGAAGAGAACCUGGCUCUAUGUAUUUUUGAUUUUUUUGCUGCUGGAACAGAGACAACCAUGCUUACUCUGAUGUGGGCACUUCUCCUUUUGACCAAUCAUCCUAACAUCCAAG
Messenger RNA from Notechis scutatus (mainland tiger snake), 640 nucleotides. The record is from RefSeq and is a predicted model, not a curated record. Lineage: Eukaryota; Metazoa; Chordata; Lepidosauria; Squamata; Elapidae.